AUGGCCUUCCGUAUGCCCAACUUUCGUAAAAUCCCCAUGGAAUUGAUGCCUUUGGGUGUUGCUGUCGCCGCUGCUGGUGUCUUUGCUACCUUCAGUCUUACCAAGAAGUUGGUCGCUGAUCCCGAAGUGUUUGUCCAUCCCACCACUCGUCGUACUACCUAA
Schizosaccharomyces osmophilus is the source of this 162-nucleotide messenger RNA. Its product is annotated as mitochondrial protein. Lineage: Eukaryota; Fungi; Ascomycota; Schizosaccharomycetes; Schizosaccharomycetales; Schizosaccharomycetaceae. The record is from RefSeq and is a predicted model, not a curated record. Bases 1 to 162 code for a protein of 53 amino acids. The transcript has a single exon.